GAAAAUACCAUUAACUUAAUGAAACAUCUAAGAUAUCAAGUGUACUAGUACCCUCCCUUCCUCUCUCCUCCAUUGAAGCUACUCUGAAUUCUCCAUUGAAGCAGCUUAUGAGGUAAAAUUUCUUUGUAUUAAAUGAUUGAAUAUUAAUUUGACAAUAUAGUGUUAAUCAUUAAUUUAUUCGUCAGUACAGUGAAUUUAGGGUUCCUCUAAGGUGGAAUAUUGAAUUAUUGGUCUUGAUUCCUGAAAUUAUGAAUAAUAAUAUUGAGCGAUUUCGUUGAAUUGAAUCAUAGGGAUAAGUCGAUAAUGUGUUGCUAAUCGCUCAAUUCUUCUCCAGCUUUAUAGAAUCAUAGGGAUAAGUCGAUAAGUUGAGGUUAUCACCGUGAAAAGGGUCAAUACAAAAUAUCACUCCCAAUUUUUCGCAUAAUCCUUAGUUCCUUACAACUAUUGGCAGUCCUUUUUGUUAUGUUGGCAGUCUAAGAGCAAGUCUCUCAAGUACUUUUUUUUUGCAGUUAUUGUAAUGGUACAAAAAUGCUCUUUUCUUAUAAAUGCUAAUGUAUUUGACUGCUGUAGCUCUAUUUUUAAGUUGAUGGGGUCUCCCAAGGCUACUCAGGUUGACGAUAUUGACUAUGCUGGCAUCAAUCCUGCUGCGCAAUGGUAGCAAUUAUGAGAAUGAGAGAAGGGCUUAUGUCUUGACAGAGUCGCAACUUCUAAAAGAAAAAAUUGAGGAGACUGGUAUUGGUAGUAAGGUGCAAAAAUUGGUUUCCUUGCUGAUGAAAUCUAAGGCUCGGGAGAGGCAAGAAAAUGAGUUUCAGUCUGACUGCAAUUCUGAGAUCACUCAAUUGCAGGAAGAUUUGAGGAAUGGCAAUGGUGAUAAUGAUCCACAUGAUUUUCUUGAAUGUUCUAUUUCUGACUUAUCUAAGAAGUUAGAAUAUGCAAAAAAGGAACUUUCUAUUAAGUUGAGGGAAUUGGUCUCUUUGAAGAGGCAGCUUGAUGAACUUCCAAUCGAAGCUGAACUUGUUCAGUACGAACGCCGCUUUUCAGAAUUGAAUGUUCACAUGCAGGAUAGACUUUGUCAAACUCGUAAGUAUUAUGAAACCUAUAAUGCUCUUCUUGAGAUAAAGGACUUGAUGCUGAAGGAGACAUCUUUACUGAAUUCAGUAGAUUCACAAUUUGCAGAUGCGAUAGGGGACCCUGCUGGCCGUACAAAACUCAUUGAUUCAAUGGAAGCUAUUAUGAAGGGAAUUCAGCAGAAGCUUGAGAAGGUGCAAUUUGGACUACAAGUGGAGCAAAAAACUCUUGAUACCCUUAGGGAGCAAUACAGUGCAGCCAUUGUGGAUCAACGCCAUUGUUCUGUCCUCUUAAAGGAUUUUCAGGAAGAAUGUAGAAAGAAUGAGAGGCUCAAGAUGGAAUUUGCUCUACAUGAAAAGCAAGGGGGCCAAACUUCCUCUUCGUGUUGAAAUUUUAUAAUUUGCAUUCCAGAAGCAAGCUCAGGUAGUUGGCAGACCAAAAGACAAGCGACAUCCUUAUGCUAAGUAUCUUGUGUGCCUGAUUUCGAUAGAACAUGAAUGGCUGUUGGAAAUACGACUGCAAGAUCAUAUGUUUGUAGUAAUAAGUUUGACAGAAGAUCAAAGAGCUAUGUGAGUCUGAUUCGUUAUUUGUCCCAUCAUUUAAAUUUUGAAAGCCAUUGAAUAGGUUGAAACGCUGAGUCAGUCUACUGGAGAUGAAAGGAUAUCAUUUGGUGAAGAUGCAUUGAUGAGACGCAAGCUUGAUAGUGGCUUCAUCUUUGGCUUACUUGGAAUGAUUGGAAUAUUCAACCCAAUUUAGCUGGUCUGUUUUUUUUUUUUUUUUUUUUUUUUUUUUUUACUUUUUUUUUUUGAAUAGCCGGCCUGAUUAUUUAAGAGAUACAAAAAUAUUAGGUCCGUCUUCUUUCAAGACUACAACCUAACCUUAUUUAGUUGAUUUGUUUGUGUACAGUACAAGGCCUCCUUUUUAUAUACGAAGUAUAUAAUAAUCUCAUCUUUUGUUUCUAAUA
Messenger RNA from Chenopodium quinoa (quinoa), 2032 nucleotides. Its product is annotated as coiled-coil domain-containing protein 93 homolog. Bases 627 to 1457 code for a protein of 276 amino acids. Gene Ontology annotation, biological process: Golgi to plasma membrane transport. The transcript has 10 exons. Lineage: Eukaryota; Viridiplantae; Streptophyta; Magnoliopsida; Caryophyllales; Amaranthaceae. The record is from RefSeq and is a predicted model, not a curated record.